CGCAUAAGCAACAGUCGCGGCGGAGGAUGCGCACAACACGAGCAACAGCCAACAGAGCUCAUAAACAGCAGAACACGGUGAACUCCGACUCUCAUCCUCUCGUUUAGACUCGGGAAUGUGAUCUGGGACAUACUUCGCUCAUUCAGUCUUUCGUUUUGGCGUCCUUCCUUUAUUCUGGACCUCCGGUUCAUCGUCACGGUUCGGCGGAGACGCUUCACAUCACAGUAGUAUUUCAGACCAUCAGGCUGGGAGUCCUGAUCUAGACCAGCAUGUUCUCAUUCAGCUGGAUCUAGAGCAGAAUACUGGACUUCAGGAUCAUCGGAGCAUCACUAAAAGAUAUCCGCAUAUCUCAGAUCAUCAGUUUGGGAUUAUUCUUCUGAGGAGGAGUUUCUUUGGAGAGCAUGAUUACUUCCAGAGCUGGAAUACUAGAGACUAAUCUAGUUUUUGGUGGCAAAUUUAAUUACAGCGGCGAAUCCCUCAUGUGAACCGAGAAGAGUCUGAUCUGUUCUGCUGCAGGACGUGCAUUGACUCCUGCAGUUUCUGUGCUCGUUCUUUAGCGAAAUCAAGAGUUCUGUGUGUUCACGAUGUGUUUUCAUUAAGAACUUUCCCUUGGAACGUUCUCCUCUCCAUAUAUUGGGACGAAAUCCAUUGUGUUUGCUGUUGGUGUGGAGUUGAAUCAAAUGGCUCGACCCGGAUCUGGGGUUCUGGUGUCGCUGGGAGGCGGAUACUCGUCUCAGAGCAUGGCUAGGGUGGUGGUUUGGGAAUGGCUGAACGAACACGGCCGCUGGAGGCCGUACAGCGCCGCCGUUUGUCAUCACAUCGAAAACAUCCUGAAGGGAGACGCACGGGGGACGGUCAUACUGGGGCAGGUGGAUCCGCAGCUCACGCCAUACGUCAUAGACCUGCAGUCCAUGCAUCAGUUCAGACAAGACACAGGCACAAUGCGUCCCGUGCAGCGCAACUUCUACGACCCGUCCUCGGCUCCUGGGAAGGGCAUCGUGUGGGAAUGGGAAAACGACUGCGGCUCCUGGACGCUGUAUGACAUGGAGCUGUGCGUCAGCAUCCAGAACGCCUACGAGAAGCAGCACCCCUGGCUGGACCUGAGCUCGCUGGGCUUCAGCUACCUGGUGGAUUUCGACGGGAUGUCCCAAACCAACCGGCAGAGCCAGAGGAAGCGGCGCAUCCGACGACGCAUGGACCUGGCGUACCCUCUCAUCGCCGGAUCCAUCCCCAAAUCCCAGUCCUGGCCGGUGGGCACCAGCUCGGGCACGCCGUGCACCUGUCAGCAGUGUCUGCUGGUCAACAGCACACGGGCCGCGUCCAACGCCAUCCUGGCGCUGCAGCAGAGGAGGAAGCUGUACGGGACGGAGGGCGGAGCCACCGCAGCCGUCGUCAGGCAGAGCAACACCUUCGCUGGCACCUCCCUCUGGUCGCCCACGACGACUGUUGCCAAGAGACACCAUAACAACAUAUCGCUGGGCGGCGGAGGAGGCGGGAAGCUGGACAUGAACGGUGUGAAAUUCCCAUGCACCCCUGCGAUCAUGACGCUUCCGUCCAAUCACGCGCUUACUAUUAACGGACAGAACAAUCUGAACCGGCCGGGAAUGCAGCGGAUCACGGGGACGGCCAGCCGAGGAUCUGUCCCUCCGGGGGUUCCUGCACUUCCUGUGAAGAAUCUCACUGGUUCAGGACCGGUCCAUCCUGCAUUAGCAGGAAUGACUGGGAUCCUCAUGUGUGCCGCCGGGUUCCCCGUGUGUUUGACUCGGGCUCCUAAACCCAUCCUCCAUCCACCGCCGGUCAGCAAGAGCGACCUGAAACCCGUGCCAGGAAUCAACAGCAUCCGGCGCAAGACCAAGAAGAAGCACCUCCGCAAAGGCAAAAAACCAGAGGAUGUGGUUCGGCGCUACACAGAGAAAAUCAAAAUGGCUCCGGAUGAGGACUGCACCAUCUGCAUGGAGCGACUGGCCACCGCGUCUGGAUACGAGGGAGUGCUGAGCUACAGAGGCAUCAAGCCUGAGCUGGUCGGCAAACUGGGAAAGUGUGGCCACAUGUACCAUCUUCUGUGUCUGGUGGCCAUGUACAACAACGGCAAUAAGGACGGCAGUCUGCAGUGUCCCACCUGUAAGGCCAUCUACGGGGAGAAAACCGGCACACAGCCUCCUGGGAAAAUGGAGUACCAUGUGAUUCCUCAUUCUCUACCUGGAUACUCUGAUACAAAGACUAUCCGCAUCGUCUAUGACAUUCCCUCUGGGAUACAGACCACAGAGCAUCCCAAUCCCGGGAAAAAGUACAGCGCGCGGGGAUUUCCUCGACACUGCUACUUACCUGAUAAUGAGAAAGGCCGGAAGGUGUUGAAGUUGUUAAUCAUGGCGUGGGAUCGUCAUUUGAUCUUCACCAUUGGGAUUUCCAGCACCACAGGAGAGAUGGACACGGUCGUGUGGAACGAGAUUCACCACAAGACAGAGUUCGGCUCCAACCUCACGGGCCACGGUUACCCUGACCCCAACUAUCUGGACAACGUGGUGAGAGAACUGGCCGCCCAGGGCGUCGGAGAGGACAACCUGAAGGACUGAGGGUCGGUCCGCUGCUGGACACACCAACACACACACACACACACACACACACACACCUCAUUCAGAGGAGUUCCUGACCACUGGAGAGACCUUUGACCUCUCUGGGAACCAGGAUCCUCGCUGACCCCGAGUCAGUGUAGGACUGUGUGAUAGACGAGUAGAUAAUGGAGUGAUGAAAUCAGUCAAAAUUACUCUAAUAUAUUCCUCAUUCACUGUCACAGCUUGCUUUCUCUCUCUCAAUCUCUCCCGUGCUCUUUUUGAAGGCUACCCAGAAUGCAUCUGGGCUCAGAGUGGUGCAUGUGGUAGUUGUAUAUACACACACAUUAGUGGCUGACUGAUAAGAGGUUAUCAAUGGCGAUGCCUCUACAGAUGGCAGAUAUAAGAUGUUAUAUCUAGGGCUGUCAAGUGAUUCAAAUUUCUUUUAUCUAAUUUAUUACACAGUGUGCAGAUUUAACAUCAUUUUUGGCUGAUAAAUUUACCCCCAAAAGAUAAUUUAAAGCCAUUAUUGUGUUGAAUGAGAAAAGCAUUGCAUAAACAUAACAAAAAAAAAAAAUAGCUUUAGAAAUACAUAUUUUGAUUCAGCAUAAAUGAGUCACUGAAUCAUUGACUCACUUGAUUUGUUCAAACAGCUGAUUCAUUCAGUAAUGAAGCCUUUAUAAAUUAGUUACUGAAUCAUUGACUCACUUGAUUUGUUCAAACAGCUGAUUCAUUCAGUAAUGAAACCUUUAUGAAUGAGUCACUGAAUCACUGACUCGCUUGAUUUGUUCAAACAGCAGAUUCAUUCAGUAAUGAAGCCUUUAUGAAUGAGUCACUGAUUCAUUGACUCGCUUGAUUUGUUCAAACAGCUGAUUCAUUCAGUAUUGAAACCUUUAUGAAUUAGUCACUGAAUCAUUGACUCACUUGAUUUGUUCAAACAGCUGAUUCAUUCAGUAUUGAAACCUUUAUGAAUGAGUCACUGAAUCACUGACUCACUUGAUUUGUUCAAACAGCAGAUUCAUUCAGUAAUGAAGCCUUUAUGAAUGAGUCACUGAAUCACUGACUCGCUUGAUUUGUUCAAACAGCAGAUUCAUUCAGUAAUGAAGCCUUUAUGAAUGAGUCACUGAUUCAUUGACUCACUUGAUUUGUUCAAACAGCUGAUUCAUUCAGUAUUGAAACCUUUAUGAAUUAGUCACUGAAUCAUUGACUCACUUGAUUUGUUCAAACAGCUGAUUCAUUCAGUAUUGAAACCUUUAUGAAUGAGUCACUGAAUCACUGACUCACUUGAUUUGUUCAAACAGCAGAUUCAUUCAGUAAUGAAGCCUUUAUGAAUGAGUCACUGAAUCACUGACUCACUUGAUUUGUUCAAACAGCAGAUUCAUUCAGUAAUGAAGCCUUUAUAAAUUAGUUACUGAAUCAUUGACUCACUUGAUUUGUUCAAACAGCUGAUUCAUUCAGUAAUGAAACCUUUAUGAAUGAGUCACUGAAUCACUGACUCGCUUGAUUUGUUCAAACAGCAGAUUCAUUCAGUAAUGAAGCCUUUAUGAAUGAGUCACUGAUUCAUUGACUCACUUGAUUUGUUCAAACAGCUGAUUCAUUCAGUAAUGAAGCCUUUAUGAAUGAGUCACUGAAUCACUGACUCACUUGAUUUGUUCAAACAGCUGAUUCAUUCAGUAUUGAAACCUUUAUGAAUGAGUCACUGAAUCACUGACUCACUUGAUUUGUUCAAAAAUGUGGAUUAAUUCAGUAACAUAACAGUGCUGGAAAAUGUUGAAGUUUGUAAACUCUGUUAAUCUGACAAUUAGUAUCUGAUGCUGAUGAUCGUAAAAUCACCAAAUAUCAGAUGAUUCGUCCCAUUUCUUGAUGUUUUUCAAAUCUGCUUCAUUUUCAGACAGUUUUCCUGAUGCUUUCUGCCUUGUUUUUCUGGCCUGCGUAUGUAUAACCGAUUAAAGGAGGAAGCCUGCAGUCGUUGGCGUUUGUGGGGAAAUCAGUGUAGAUGGGUCCGUAAGCAGAUUUUCGUGACAGUUUUUGAUGUUUUUGCAAAAGCUGCAUAAAAUAUCUGCACUUCAAAAUAUUCAGCUCUCCGGCUCGUGUGCUACUUUUGAACUUCAGAGCAAUUAGCGGAGCUCAGAGCAAACGCUAAGUUUUGAGGAUCGUUCUGUGUGUGCAUUUAAUCUUUUAGAAUGAAUAAGAUGAAUAGGAUGUCUUCUUGAAAUAUGCAAUGAUUCAUAUCCCGUCUUGCUUUGUUUCUCUUUAAUGUCAUUAUUCUGAGAGAGUGGCUUUCUGGUUGCAGACGGGUUUAUCUGUGUUGUGUUUGGAAUGAAAUACUAGCAUACUACUUUACUAGAAUACUGCACAGUAUACAGUGUGUACUGUUUUUAAAAUGCAGGCGUUAUUCCAUGAUAAGUAUUUUAAAUAGUUGUCCUUUUGAAUUGCAUGCAAGUGGUGUCCAGUUAUGAUGUUGAAUAAAUACGAUGGUUGCCCAUUUUUAAUUACAUUUUAUGCACUAAUGUGUGAAUUUAAGGCAGUCAGUGAUCAACUAAUGAGGCAAAAUAGUAAAAAUUGUGGCUGAUAUUAAUUUGUCACACUGGAAAUGAAGUUGAUGACAUGGCAGUGAUUCUUUUUAAAAUAAAGAUGUAUCUCACUUUGAUUAACUAAAAAUGAAACCAUCAAGAAAUGUUACUUGGAAUAAAAUAAACGUUAUAUAUAUUAUUACAGCUAGUUCCUAACGCAGAAUUUCUCAAAAACUGAAAUAAAAAUAAAUAAAACUAUACCAAUUAUCGGUAAAAAACAAAAACAAACACUAAACACGCAAUUUUCUUUAAAAUGAAAAAUACAGUAUAUAUAUAUAUAUAUAUAUGCCAAGCUCUAGAAUAUUUUAUCAGGUACAAAUAAUUUAAAUAUAAUAAUAAUAAUAAUAAUAAUAAUAAUAAUAAUAAUUUUAUCCUUAAUUCUUAGUUAGUAAAUCAGGAAAGAAUGGACAAUUAAUUGGUUAAAACAGCUGGAAGCUUGAAGAAAAUUAAACUCCUGAAACUUCUGCAAUCCUGGAAUUUAAUUAUUUAAUAUUUUAAUCAUUUAAACAGGAGUUUUAAUCAGAUUAAAAUGCAUCUUCAACAUAGCAUCUUCUUUAAAUAUUGUUGUGGUCAAUGAGGGGCCUUAAGAGUCAAAAAGAUUGAGAAACACUGGCAUUUUGCGUAUUUCAUACAGUGUGCUCCAGGUACACAUUUAGACAAAUGCAGAAGGUCAUACACAGAAAAUGCACAUAGUGUGCAUGUAAACAUACUAGAUACUGUAGAAAUAGUAGUAUGUUAAGAUUCUAUUCUAAACACAGCUCUCCUGUUUGGUGAUGGAGAGUUUCUGAGGCCGUAGCAGAUAAAUCAUGACUCAAACUCCCCUCAAGGUUAAAGUUUCCAGGGAGCUGUGAGAUUAUUGCUUUCUAUGCUGAUCUCGUUCCGAGUCAAAGACGUUUCCCAGAGGCGAGUUUCUCCACCUCGUGUCCCUCGGGGUCUGUGAACUGUGAUUUAUUUCUGCGGUGACUCUCAUAAGUGUUUGCGUGUCAUUUGGAAGCCAAAGACCGUGAUGUCAUCGUACAGUCUCUGAAGGGCUCUUCACACUGACAACAUUUUACAGCAACAAAACCAAGAUUAUCAUUUUUGUAAACAUUGUUUUUCUAUGUUUAUGAAUCAUUUUCUGCAUGUAGUUUAUAAAUCAUACAGUUUUAAUGCUAAAAUGUUUUUGAGAUGAGUUUCUUCCGCUCACCGACUUUGCAUUAAUUUGCUAAAAAAUUUCAGUAAAAACAGUAAAAUUGUGAAAUAUUACAAUUAAAUUAACUGUUUUUUUUUAUGUGAGUAUGUACUAAAAUGUAAUUUAUUGCUGUGAUGCGCAGCUGUAUUUUCAGCAUCAUUACUCCAGCCUUCAGUGUCACAUGAUUUUCAGAAAUCAAGAUUUUUUCAAAUUAAAAAUACAGUAAAAAUUUCAAAAUUUUGAAAUAUUAUUCGAAUUUUAAAUAACAGUUUUCUAUGUGAAUAUCUGUUAAACAAUAAUUUAUUUCUGUGAUCGAAGCUGAAUUUUCAGCAUCAUUCCUCCAGUCUUCAGUGUCACAAUAUCUUCAGAAAUCAAGAUUUUUAUUUGAUUAAAAAUACAGUAAAAACUGCAAUAUUUAGAAAAAUUAUUAGAAUCUAUAAUAGCUGUUUUCUGUGUGAAUCUGUGUUAAAGUGUAAUUUAUUCCUGUGAUUUAGCGCUGUAUUUUCAGCAUCAUUCCUCCAGUCUUCAGUGUCACAUGAUCUUCAGAAAUCAUGAAAAUAUGAUGAUUUACUGCUCAAGAAACAUUUCUGAUUAUUAUCAAUAUUGGCCGUCAUAUUUCAGGCUGCAUUGAUGACUAUAAAUAUCAAAUGAACAGCAUUUAUUUAAAACAGAAAUCUUUUGUAACCUUAUAAAUGUCACUUUUGAUCAAUUUAAUGUGUAUUUUAAAUUUAAUUAAUUUCUUAAAAAAAAAAAAAAAAAAACUUGAACAGUCAUAACAUUUUAC
This is a messenger RNA of Carassius gibelio (silver crucian carp), 7077 nucleotides long. RefSeq names its product E3 ubiquitin-protein ligase DTX1. Gene Ontology annotation, molecular function: zinc ion binding; ubiquitin protein ligase activity. Gene Ontology annotation, cellular component: nucleoplasm. NCBI's taxonomy places the organism in Eukaryota, Metazoa, Chordata, Actinopteri, Cypriniformes, Cyprinidae. Bases 681 to 2573 code for a protein of 630 amino acids. The record is from RefSeq and is a predicted model, not a curated record. The transcript has 10 exons. Gene Ontology annotation, biological process: Notch signaling pathway; protein ubiquitination.